Sodiomyces alkalinus F11 is the source of this 225-nucleotide messenger RNA. RefSeq lists its product as hypothetical. The coding region runs from base 1 to 225 and encodes 74 amino acids. The record is from RefSeq and is a predicted model, not a curated record. The transcript has 4 exons. NCBI's taxonomy places the organism in Eukaryota, Fungi, Ascomycota, Sordariomycetes, Glomerellales, Plectosphaerellaceae.
AUGGAUAUCGAAGUCAUGCCGCUACGCACAAACGUCCGCAAAGCAGACGUCUUACCUGCCUCGGAGCAAUCCAACGACAAAAUCCCGCACCAUCGCCUAGGUGACAGGCGACUGGCGAAGAUACUGACGACGGAUGUCGAAGAACAAAACGGCGCGUACUUUGUUAAAUCAAGAACACCCAGACAUGAAGCCAACGGCAUGAACAAGGCGCUUACGGCCCAGUAA